Messenger RNA from Racocetra persica, 176 nucleotides. The record is from the annotation of a GenBank genome assembly. Lineage: Eukaryota; Fungi; Glomeromycota; Glomeromycetes; Diversisporales; Gigasporaceae.
AUGUCAGUGAUGCUGAUGAAAAGGAGAGAAGAUCAUGGAUGGAAAAAUAAGAACCUACCUGGUUUAAGAAUGGGAGAUCAAAAUGCGAUGGAUCAAGGUGGUAGAACAUAUAACCAUGAAAAUUGUUGCAGCAAUGGAGUAGGAAUGGGAAAAGAUGAUAUAAUUGAAAACAAAGC